This is a messenger RNA of Thyridium curvatum, 1479 nucleotides long. RefSeq lists its product as uncharacterized. The record is from RefSeq and is a predicted model, not a curated record. Lineage: Eukaryota; Fungi; Ascomycota; Sordariomycetes; Thyridiales; Thyridiaceae. The transcript has 6 exons. Bases 1 to 1479 code for a protein of 492 amino acids.
AUGACCUGGCAAGACGUGGCGGCACAGCGUAAAGCGAGCAUUCUUGAUGCGAUACCUGCAGAAUGGCGCCUCAAGACGGCCCACACCGGCGACUCGGCCAUGUCGGCGUUCAAGGACAGCGGAAUCCUCACGGCAGAGGAACUGGCCAUCACCGAGACGUCUGCAGCCGACUUGGUGCACAGUCUAGCCAUCGGAAAGCUGACAGCUGUGGCUGUGACGACUGCAUUCUUGAAGCGAGCUGCGUUGGCCCAUCAACUGGUCAAUUGCCUUCUCGGUUUCAUGCCCGAGUAUGCUCUGGCGAGAGCCAAGUCGCUCGAUGAAUACUUUGCCAAGCAUAAGAAGCCAAGCGGCCCCCUGCACGGGCUGCCCAUCUCUCUCAAAGACCAGUGCCGUGUCAAGGGGUUUGAUACGUCAAUGGGGUAUGUCGGAUGGAUUGGCAUGAAGGAUGACGAGAGCAGUGUGCUGGUCGACUUGCUAGACAAGGCCGGCGCUGUGUUUUAUGUCAAGACCAGCGUUCCACAGAGCCUGAUGGUCUGCGAGACGAUCAACAAUAUCACGGGCCGAACUGUAAACCCACGGAAUAAGAACUGGUCCUGUGGAGGCAGCUCUGGCGGCGAAGGGGCCUUGAUUGGAUGCUAUGGUAGUCCCAUCGGUAUUGCGACUGACAUUGGCGGAUCUAUCAGAGUUCCAGCGGCUUUCAACUUCCUAUACGGUAUUCGUCCUAGCCACGGACGGCUCCCGUAUGCCAAGCUUGCCAACAGCAUGGAAGGCCAAGAGACCAUCCAUAGCGUGGUCGGUCCCAUCUGUCACUCGAUCGCAGACAUGCGUGUCUUUAUGAAAGCUGUGCUCGGGGAGAAGCCGUGGCAAUUCGAUUCCAAGACCAUUCCCAUGCCAUGGCGACCUGAAGAGGAAGACGCAAUCAGGUCCAAGAUCUCGUCUGGUGGUCUCACACUUGGCGUGUACUCCUGUGACGGAAAUGACAUAUUUGGCUCCCUGAAGCUUUCGGGAGAGCCUGCUAUCCCUAACAUUCAAGAGCUGGUCAACCCAGAUCUGAAGAAGGUCGGAGUCAAUGAUGUUUGGGACCUUCAGCUCAGCAAGUGGAACUAUCAGAUCGAGUAUCUUGCCAAGAUCCGCGAGUUCGAGGCCAAGACUGGACGAGAGCUCGACGCGAUCAUCGCUCCCAUUACCCCCACUGCCGCAGUCCGCCACAACCAGUUCAAGUACUACGGCUACGCCACCGUGAUAAACGUUCUGGACUGGACUAGUGUUGUGGUCCCCGUCACGUUCGCCGACAAGGCCCUAGAUGCGAAAGCAACCGACUUCAAGCCUUUGUCGGAUAUCGACGCAACUGUGCAGGCUGAGUACGAUCCCGAGGCAUACCACGGGGCUCCGGUUGCCGUGCAGAUCAUUGGCCGCCGACUCACGGAAGAGCGUAUUAUGGCUAUUGCGGAAGAAGUGGGGAGACUUCUGAAGAACUAA